Molecule: messenger RNA, 1017 nt
Organism: Paramecium sonneborni
Lineage: Eukaryota; Ciliophora; Oligohymenophorea; Peniculida; Parameciidae
Source: the annotation of a GenBank genome assembly
AUUGAUUUGAAUAAAAUAAAAAUGAGCGCCCUUAAAGCCAAAGGUAGAAAAAUAUUUGAAAUUCCAAUAUGUACAAUUUGUUUAGAACCUAUGAUAAAAGACCUUUGUGUUUUUACAGUUUGUGGUCAUGUGUUUCACUAUAAUUGUGGUGUGAAUUGUCAUUAAAAUUCAAGGAAAUGUCCAAAUUGUCGUAUGAGAUCAACAGAAUUGUAGUCAUUACAUUAUGCAGUAGAGGAAAUAACAGGUAUUGAUGAAUAGAUGAGUUAAUUAUUAAAUGAUUUGAGUGUUGAUUAAAAAUAAUAGAUGGCUAAAUUAUUAGCAGAUCAUGAAGAAUUAAUGCAUGAAAACUAGAGAUUGAAAUAAAGAAAUAAAUUUGUAGAAGAAAAAAAUGAAUCAAUAUAAACAGAAGUAUAACAUAUAUAAGGAGAAGUAAAACGAUUAUUAGAGAAGAAUAAAGAUUUAGAGAUAAAUGAAAAGUAAUCAAAUUAAAAAUUAAAGACUCUUGAAAUAUUUAUAUCAUAAUUUGAAGAAGAGAAUAAAAUAUAAAAGUAAGAGAUAGAAAAAUUAGAGAUUGAGUUAAAAGAAUAUAAUUAUUUAAAUAAUUUAGCUAAAAUAAUAAAUAAUCCGAAUGAGGAUAUGUAUUUAAAAUUAAUAAGAUAAAAGAAUCCAGUAGAAUAGGCAUAAUAGAUAUAUGAUUUAUAUGUAAUAAAAGUAGGUCAAUUUAAAAAUGUAUAAAAAGAGAUGGUUUAAAUGUAAGAAUAACGUGAAUAGUAAUAAAAGAAAUAUGAAUAAUUGUAAUAAAAAUAUGAAAGAAUGAAGGAUUUAUAUGAAGAGAUUUAAAGAGAAAAUUAAUCAAUAAAAGAUCAGACAAGAAAUUAAAAUUAGAUAUAAAAGAUAAUUGAACAUUAUGAGGAUAAAUAGGAGAAUGAUUUAAAAAGAAAGCCUAUAAAAUAAAUAACAUUUGGAUGUUCUUAAUUAAGGAAAUAACCAUUAUGUUAAAGUUUAUUGAAAAAAUGA